AUGGACCAGGCGUCGGCGGAGGCGGCGCACGCGGUGUCGGUGCUGCGCGGCCUGGCGGCGCUGCGGGCGGAGCGGGCGCUGCUGGACGUGACGCUGGUGGCGGGCGGCGGCGAGUUCGGCGCGCACCGGGCGGUGCUGGCGGCGGCCUCGGGCUACUUCCGCGCCAUGUUCGGCGGCGGGCUGCGGGAGGCGCGGGCGGCGCGGGUGCGGCUGCACGGCGUGGAGCCCGAGUGCCUGGCGCUGCUGCUCGACUUCGCCUACACGGGCCGCGUGGCGCCGCUGGCGGGGGAGGAGGAGGAGGAGGCCCCGGAGCUGGCCGAGCGGCUGCUGCGCGCCGCCGACCUGCUGCAGUUCCCGGCCGUGAAGGAGGCGUGCGGCGCGUGGCUGGCGGCGCGGCUGGCGCCGGCGGCGGCGCUGGAGCUGCAGGACUUCGGCGAGGCCUUCGCGUGCGCGGCGCUGGCGGGCGCGGCGCGGCGGUGCGUGCUGCGCCACGCGGCGCGGCCGGGCGGCCCGCUGGGCGCGCAGCUGGAGCGCGUGCCGCUGGCGCGCCUGCUCUCGUACCUGCGCGACGACGCGCUGCGCGUGCCCAAGGAGGAGGCGGCCUUCGCGCUGGCGCUGCGCUGGGUGCGCGCCGAGCCGGCCGCGCGCGCGCCGCUGCUGCCCCAGCUGCUGGCCCACGUGCGCCUGCCCUUCGUGCGCCGCUUCGCGCUGCUGGCCCACGUGGAGGGCGAGCCGCUGGUGGCCCGCUCGCCCGCCUGCCUGCGCCUGGUGGCCGAGGCGCGCCUCUUCCAGGCCGGCCGGCUGGACCGGCACGAGCGCGCGCCCUGCGCCCGCCUGCGCCCGCGCCCCUCCACCGGCCUGGCCGAGAUCCUGCUGGUGCUGGGCGGCUGCGACCGCGACUGCGACGAGCUGGUGGCCGUCGACGGGCUCAACCCGCGCGACGGCCACUGGCGCUACCUGGCCGAGUUCCCCGAGCACCUGGGCGGCGGCUACAGCGCAGCCGCGCUGGGCAACGACGUCUACGUCGCCGGCGGCUCGGACGGCUCCAGGCUCUACGACUGCGUCUGGCGCUACAACUCCAGCGUGAACGAGUGGACGGAGGUGUCUCCAAUGCUGAAGGCCCGGGAGUACCACAGCUCGGCGGUCCUGGACGGCCUGCUCUACGUGGUCGCCUCCGACAGCACCGAGCGCUACGACCACACGCUGGACGCCUGGGAGGCCCUGCAGCCGAUGCUCUACCCCAUGGACAACUGUUCCACCACCACCUACCGUGGCAAGCUCUACGCCACGGGCUCCCUGGCUGGAAAGGAGUCCAUGGUCAUGCAGUGCUACGACCCGGAGUCGGACCUGUGGUCCCUGGUGAACUGUGGACAGCUGCCCCCCUGGUCGUUCGCACCCAAGGCGGUCACGCUGAGCGGCCUGAUGUAUUUCGUCAGAGACGACUCCGCAGAAGUGGACGUCUACAACCCAGCGAAGAACGAAUGGGACAAAAUCCCUCCAAUGCUCCAGGUGCACGUUGGCGGCAGCCUGGCUGCCCUGGGCGGGAAGCUUUACGUCUCCGGCGGCUACGACAACACCUUUGAACUUUCAGGGAUGGUGGAAGCUUACGACCCGGAGGCCCGGAAGUGGAGCGUGGCCGGCCAGCUGCCGGAGCCCAUCUUCUGGCACAGCAGCGUCAGCAUUUUCCGCCAGUUCAUGCCGGAGACCUUGGAAGAGGAGGAGGAAGAGGAGCCCCAAACCCCGCUGGACAACGCCAUCAGCUUGAACCGGCAGCGCAACCAGGACCUUCACAAUCAGAGCUUGAAUGAGCUGCGCUAAGCGCCGGGAGGGGAGGG
This is a messenger RNA of Elgaria multicarinata webbii, 1835 nucleotides long. RefSeq names its product kelch like family member 21 (gene KLHL21). The coding region runs from base 1 to 1818 and encodes 605 amino acids. The transcript has 5 exons. Gene Ontology annotation, molecular function: protein binding. The record is from RefSeq and is a predicted model, not a curated record. NCBI's taxonomy places the organism in Eukaryota, Metazoa, Chordata, Lepidosauria, Squamata, Anguidae.